AUGGAAGAAAAGAAGAAGACGGAAGAGAAGCGCGAAGAAAUGGCAGAAACGGGAAAGAAAUUGCAAUGUGAAUUCCGCAGCCGCAGCAGGAUCACGAUCAUUGGAAUUCUGGUCAUCGCGGCCUUGGUGGGAACAGGAAUCUAUUGCUUUCCUCCCUGCAGAUGGAUUAAAUUGGGAGAGCUCGACGCGCUGCUCGUCGACGUCUCAGGUCUGGGAUUCAAGAAGGAAGACCUCAAGGUUCAAGCUGACACGUCAGGGAAGCUGACUGUGAGCGGAGAGUGCGCUGUAGAAGGCAAUCGAUGGCGUCGGUUCCUGAAGACCUUCCAACUUCCCAAGGAUUGCAACGUGAGAGAGAUCGAGGCCAACCUGGACAAGGAGACUCUCUACGUGGUUCUGCCGAAACCUGCAGAUAAAAUGGUGAAAGAGAGAGGAGGUGGAGGCGUUUUGAGGGAUCCGAGGAAGCGUAAGACGUUGAUUCUUAGCACGGUUCUGGUCACCGUGCUCGUAGCAGGGCUGGGAAGUUACAUUGCCUCCAAUUGGGAACCACCUCCAGCCUUAUCGGCAGCCUCGGCGGCGGUAAUCCCCGCCGCGGCCCGGCCGCGAGUUCGUGACCUCCGUGGCCGUGAUUUCAUUGGAGGAGUUAGUUAUCGAAUUUUUUACUCAUUAUUAUUUAUAUUUUAUUAA
This is a messenger RNA of Zingiber officinale, 684 nucleotides long. RefSeq lists its product as uncharacterized. Lineage: Eukaryota; Viridiplantae; Streptophyta; Magnoliopsida; Zingiberales; Zingiberaceae. The record is from RefSeq and is a predicted model, not a curated record. The coding region runs from base 1 to 684 and encodes 227 amino acids. The transcript has 6 exons.